AUGUCUAUCUCAAUCUCGCAAGUCUCUAGAUUUAGGAUCCAAUUAUUGGGACGUUCUUGCUGUGAACGUGUCAAUGGCUGGCUCAACAACAACUCUAGACCAAAGCUGCUCGAUGUUAGAGCUGAUGGUAAAAGUAGAUGGGUCAGACGAAACAUAAGUACAACUACGCAAGGCGGUAUAAACAGUAACACCAAGAGUAGUGUGUUGGGAGGAGUAGUUCCCAUUAGUAGAAUCAUAGAUGCAGAGAGCAGGACAAAGAUACAGCCAUAUGGAAAUGUUCAGCAACGGCUUGCUGAAGACAAAGAUUUGUCUAAACUCCUCACUGUGAUAGUUUUUGAUCUUGAGACAACCGGCUUGGACAGGGUAAAAGAGCGGAUUAUCGAAAUUGCAGUUCAGGAUCUUGCUGGGGGUGAGAACAGCACAUUUCAGACUCUCAUCAACCCGGAUUUAAUUAUACCAAAUACCAGUUUCCGCAUCCACGGAAUCAGUAAUGACAUGGUUCGUCGACCUGAGGUUCCAAGGAUGGAAGAGCUGAUACCGAUAUUUCUGCGGUUUGUUAAGAGCCGGCAAAAACCGGGAGGUUAUGUGAUGUUUGUUGCACACAAUGGAAAAACUUUUGAUUUCCGGUUCUUGAUCAACGAAUUUAACCGUUGCUCUUACGAGAUUCCUCAUAAUUGGCUGUUACUAGACUCACUUCCACUAGCCAGAGAGAGCAUGAAGUCUGUAGAGUCAACCGUUAAGCCAAAAUCGACAUUACAAGCUCUAGGGGAAUACUACGAUCUUUCAAGGGAUGGUCAUGCUCAUAGAGCCUUGUCAGAUGUCUUACUCUUAUCUCAGGUGUUCCAGAGACUCACUGUUGAUCUCAAGCUCUCACUCCGUGAUCUUGUCCUCCGCUCCAACACAGCAUCUGAGAUCGCUGAUGCGAUGGCGAUGGCAAAGAAUAAGAAGGCUUGA
Messenger RNA from Arabis nemorensis, 954 nucleotides. NCBI's taxonomy places the organism in Eukaryota, Viridiplantae, Streptophyta, Magnoliopsida, Brassicales, Brassicaceae. The record is from the annotation of a GenBank genome assembly.